Acanthoscelides obtectus is the source of this 1854-nucleotide messenger RNA. The record is from the annotation of a GenBank genome assembly. NCBI's taxonomy places the organism in Eukaryota, Metazoa, Arthropoda, Insecta, Coleoptera, Chrysomelidae.
UAAAUGUUCCAGUCAUAGUCAUAAAAUAUGUCUGAACAUUUACUGAUAUCACGAAAUUUCUAUCCUAACAGUACAUUGUUUAGCAAACGUUGGUAUCCUUACUUUUACGAAUCAAUAUCAAUUCAACAAAGGCGAACAAUAUAGAUUAGAUAAAAUAUCUGAUGCGGUGAAACUAUUGAUAAAUCGAAGCAACAUUGUGUAUUUGUGUUUGAAAUAGCAAAGUUAUUUUUUAAAGUGUAAAAUGGCGGACAACGAUUAUUUCCAAAACAUGGACGCCUUUACCGAUCUAGAUUAUCCAGCAGUAGUGAUUCAACAACCAAGAACUAACGAUUUUCCUGGGCCUAGAAGACCAAUUCCUGUGUCAACAAUCGACCAAGAGUUCAAUUCAACCUUCAACCCAAUCAGUGGCUUAGAGUUCUUACUCGAUGUAAAUCAAUUGAUCAUUCAACAAAGUGUUGAACUUACGGACUUGAUGUCGGUAUCAUCAGAAAACAGGUACACAGUAAAAGUUCCUAGAGGUGAUACUAUAUACUAUGCAACAGAGACUUCCAGUGCUUUCCAAAGAACGUGCUUCGGCUCCGGAAGGCAUUUCAGAUUGAACCUAUAUGACAGGACCCAGCAACAAUCCAUACAGUUUGUGAGAAGAUUGGCUUGUGGUACUUGCACAUUUUGGUGCUAUCUGCAGAAAAUGGAAGUAUGGAUUCCACCUGGAGACUACAUAGGGACUAUCAAGCAAGAAAUCUCGUUCAAUAUGACACCCAAUUUCGGUGUUUACAACAAAAAUGAUAAUUUGUUGUAUAGGAUAAAAGGCCCACCAACUUUUGGAUGUUUGUUGGGGAAAGCUCAGAACUUUCAGAUUUACACUCAUGACGGAUCAACUCAAAUAGGAAGUAUUACUCAUCAAUGGGACCAAGUAAAAGUGUCUUACAACACAUUUCUCCAAAUGCCCAGCAAUAUUCAAGAUAAUGAGAUAAAGGCUUUGCUUAUUGGGAGCGCUUUUCUUUUGGAAUACAUGUUCUUCCUACCUUCCAAUAAAAGACUCGCUUGCAGACCUUUGUGUUGAGUCAAGAAAAAGAAAUAAGAAAGGGUAGGGGUUAAAAAAUAGAAUGAUACUCCGAUAAGUAAUAAACAUACAUGUAAAUAAUAUAACGAUGCGGCAGCAUAACUUCCUUUUUUCAUAACUUAAUAAAACCCAUUGUAUGAGGUGACGUCCCACAUUCUCCAUACACUGAGUAAACAUGUAGGUACCAGUCCAAAUUCACUGUCACUGCGACUUCAUUUUCCUCAAAGAACCAGAGACCAAUAAUUCCAGCUGAGGAAAUUGCACGUCACACUGUGACUUUAGGUGAGUGCAAAAACAUUUGAUGCAAUUCUCCAGGAUUGAUAUUAGCCCAGCAGCACAUGUGUUGUUUGUUGACGGAUUCACACAAAUGAGAAUGGGCAUCAUCAUUAAAAAACAAAAACAUCGAAUCUUUCACUGCUUCAAUGUUUUUAAGUGAUCUUAUGGUCCGUGGGACUCCAGUUGUUCGUCAUGUCGCACUUGUAGUUUGUUUCAUCGUAGUGACAAACGUAAUAAUUGAUUUCCGGUCCAGGACAGGGGCCAACGGUGCAAAGCGCGCUGAGUUGCAAUCACCGAAUAUUUGCUCCAAAAGUAUAACCCUUAACGGCAAAAGCACGCACCUUACUGUACCAAGGCAUGAUGGCGACUGAACUGUGUCGGGGAGAAACUUUAUAGUCCCGCCUCUUGGUCGACUGAAUGGCGCGAAUUUUAAAAAAAGGACGUUAUGCUGCCGCACACUGCAUAACCAACAAAAAUGUAAAAUAAGACGUACAAAUAAAAGUAAGCAAAAACUA